AUGAUGAGCUGUCCAUUCUCUGGCAAUGCCUCUGCUGGUACGAAGUGUCCUAUCACUGGUGCGUCGUCCACAACUGAAGCUACAAACGAUUCCUCUAUUGAUGCUUGUCCAGUUAUCCAUGCAGUAAAUGAAGAAGAAGUGCAACAAGUCAAACAAGAAAAGAAAGAAUAUGCUUCCGAAGAAGCACAACAAGAAGAGCAAGAUGUAACAGAAGAUGCUACAGACCAUUCUGUAACAAAAGCAUUGGAGGCACUGAUGAAAGAAUCGGACGAAAAAUCCGAAAUACCAAGUAUAGCAGAGUAUCAAAAACUGAGAAGAACAACAGCCAUCAUAACCGGAUUUUAUGCCAAAGGAACUGAAGCAAAGAGAGAACAAUAUGAAAAUGUGAAAGAAAGUCUCUCGCGUUUGUACGGUGAUGAAGAACAAUGCAAAGCUCAGAUUGCUGCUCUUCAAAAAUAUGAAAAGUUUAAAGGUCACCUCAAGUAUAAGGAAUAUAUGGAGAAUUAUCAAGACGAAUUGAGUAAUUUACAAGCUCAAAAGACAAAGCUCGAAGAAACUGCCAAACAUUAUUACGACUUGCAUAUUUGGUCACAAGAAAUUGUCAAGAUUUGUGAAUGGCUUGAACAACAUUUGGACUAUUAUGCUUAUAAAACAAUUCCUGAGUUACCAAUUGACAAAAUCUUUAAAGGAGUGACUCCUCAAGCACCUCCAGAACUUAACGAUGAGGAAAAAUUCAAGUAUAGUAAGGGGUUAGAUGAAAUUUGUCAUAAUCUGAACGAAAGUAGAGAUUUCUUUGAGGCCUCUGUAGAUGGUAGACUUAAUCGUUAUCAAGAAAUUGAGCGUGAAAUCAUUUUAUGCCAAUUAGAAUCUCUAGCUCAAUCACCUGCGGAAAACAACCCUCGCCGUGAAUAUAUCGAAUCCGAGUUGAGACAAGACUUGGCUCAUGUUGAGUCUCAACUUAAGGAUAGCGAACGUCCAGAAACUCAAAAGAGAAGACAGUUCAUGUUGAAAAUGCACAAGGAAUUUAUUGACGUGUUGAGCUUCUUUAGAGAGACUCUUGGUGUUUUGAAUGACAGCAACGUGCCUAAAAAAUAUGAUGAAAGAUACACCAGCAAAUUCACUCUUCCUGCCGAUGAAUAA
Molecule: messenger RNA, 1140 nt
Organism: Naegleria lovaniensis
Lineage: Eukaryota; Heterolobosea; Eutetramitea; Acrasida; Naegleriidae
Exons: 2
Coding region: 1-1140 (379 amino acids)
Source: RefSeq, a predicted model, not a curated record